AUGGAAGACGUCAAUGUUACCCAGCAGCUCCGACUGGUCAUCGUGCACCUGUUGGAUACGUUCAACUAUAGGAACGCCGAGUUUGCUGCCGAGCACUUGGUCGCUUUAACCCCAAACAACCCAGACCUGCUCUUCCUAUAUGCCCUAGUGCUAUACCGUCAGAGCAAAUACAAACUGGCCUUCAACAGAACGGCACUGGAGCUUGGUCAUGGCCACUUGGGCUGUGCCUACAUCUACGCAAGGCUGUGUCUUCACUUGGGCAAAUACAAGGAGGGAAUCUACACUUUGGUGGGAGUACUGCCUUUGUACAAUGAAAGCAGUGAAUCCAAGAGCCUGUCGUGGGGACAACUGCCGGAGCCCGAGCCCCUGACUUCGUACUUUCUGCUGCCUAGACAGCGUCACGAAUACGAAGCUCACAGGCUGCUUCUUCCAGACCUGCUGGCGGUAUACCACUUGCUAGGAGACUUGUAUAAGGCAGAGGGUGACACCACCAAGAGUGCUUUGAACUACGCCACGGCCGUAAAACUCAAUGUCUUUGACUUUGAAGCAUUUCAGGAAUUGGCUCGUUCUGGUACCGACGUCAGAGUAAAGGCCAUCUACAAGCCAAACCAGCGUCGCACACUGCCGCUGCCGGUACUUGAACCUAAAAGCAUCAACACAAACGACUCGGCAGGCAUUUCCAACCCGUUUGCUACGCCCAGGUUGGCCAAAAAUGUCGAUGUUUCCACGCCUCGAAUACUAUCGGCGUCAGUGCCAGAUGCUCCGCUUCGAAAGCCCCAGGAUGAGUUCAAACCACCUGCGCCAGUACUGAAUGCGUCCCUACAACAGGUGCCUCAAAUCCAGGUACCUCAACCUCCUAAAAAACACUACACAAAACGGCUGUCGUUGGCCCCUCCCUCGGCCCAGACUCGCCAGGGCCUCAAGAGAACAUCGUCACUGGGUUUCAUCUCAGAGGCUCGCCUGCCCUCACAGAAGGACGUUGAAGCUGCUGACCUCACCCUACGCAAACUCUUCUCCACUUUGGCCAAGGCAUACAAGUGCUUCUGUAAGUAUGACUGCUACAAGGCCAUCCGUCUUCUUGAGCUGUUGCCUGAUAAUAUCAAAGACACUCCCUGGGCUCUCAGUAAGCUCGGGCGUCUUCACUACGAGAUCGUCAAUUACAAGCAGAGCAGACGUUUCUUUAUCAGGUUACGCCAGUCAGACCGUACCAGGCUUGAGGACAUGGAAUAUUAUUCCACAUUACUUUGGCAUUUACAGAAAAAUGUCGAGCUCACCUACUUGGCCAAUGAAGUCCACGACAUUGACGCUCUGCUGCCCAUUACCUGGUGUGUCAUGGGUAACCUCUUCUCGUUGACUCGGGAACCUGACGAAGCUAUUCGUUGCUUCGACAAAGCCAUCAAGAUCGACCCUCAUUUCACCUAUGCACAUACGCUCAAGGGCCACGAGUACUAUUCGAACGACAACUACGAGAAGGCACUCGAUUGCUUCCGCUUGAGUCUCCUCAUGGACCCUCGUCACUACAAUGCCUUAUAUGGUAUUGGAAUGGUGUACAUCAACUUGGGUGAACUCAGUAAGGCAGACUUCCACUUCAAAAAAGCCGUGGCGAUCAACCCGAUCAACGUGAUCUUGAUUUGCUGUGUCGGCAUGGUGUUGGAAAAGCUUGGUAAGAAGUCAUUGGCGUUGAAGCAAUACGACUUGGCCAGCAAGCUCCAACCCCUCUCAGCGUUGCCCAUCUUUAAAAAAGCGUCGCUUCUAUUCUCCCUCCAACAAUUCGACAAGGCCUUGGAACAAUUCGAACUCGUCAAGGAGCUUGCACCAAAUGAGGCAUCUGUGCACUUCCUACUUGCACAGCUCUACAAUAUACAAAACGACAAAUACCUGGCGAUUCGGGAGUUCACCAUCGCCUUGAACCUCGAUCCCAAGGGAAACUAUUUGAUCAGAGAGGCGAUGGAGAUGCUCAAAGAAUCAUACCACGACUUGCCUUUUGUGUGUCAUGAUAAAACAAAACAAGCAAAAACGCCGUCGCUAGGUGAGGUGCUUAAGGGCGAUCGCUUCUGGGAAUCCAACUAUCAACUUCGGUUCGGAGAAGAUGUGCCGUGUCAACGUCUCUGUGAUAUGUCUGCUACAACUCAGGCCAUGACUUGGGCAGACUCCCUCAUAAGAAAAGGUUACGUUGUCCAUUGGAUUCUCGACGGAUUGCCAGGCGCCACAACUUUUGAGAGCUCCAACUCCAGGUCUAAGUACUAUGCAGCAGGUUUCCCGCUCGGGUUCGUUCAGAACGAUGUAUCUUACUACUACAACCACGUUGUUCUUGUGGUUAGGUACCAUACUGAGCCGGACGGAAGCCACUCGAUUAGUGUGAUUGAUGAGACAUGCCCUGGGUCAUCGAAGAAUUACAAAAACUUCCCUAUCAUCCUCAAGGAUGCCCAAGGUAAGCCAAAAGAAGGAAGGACAAUCAUUCCGUACACGUACGCUGUCUACUGGAGAGAGGAUAUUUCAAAUGACAAUUCGGCCUCUUCUCGAAAAAUUCACUGGAUAUCCUUGGUUAACUCACUUGUUCUCGUGUGUCUUGUUUCCCUCAUAGUGGCCAUUGUGAUGGUAAGAUUCCUCAAAUCAGACCUCAAGACCGGCCCAGUCAUUCCCACUACUGACCUGAAAGCUGAUUAUGAACAGAAUCUGUGGAAAGCUUUAUCAGAUGUAGCUGUUCAAAGUCCAUUUGCGCCUAUUCUACUCAGCAGCUUGUGCGCUGCAGGUGUCCAGAUACUCGUUGCUAUGAUAGGAGUUGUUGUCAUUUUCGUCUUGAAUUCCAAACUUAGCUUGAGCCCCGGUACUUCCUCCAGUAUCUUCUUUGAGAACCAUCAAAGCACAAUCUUUUCAUGCUCGGUAUUCUUCUUGUUGGCAUCAGGUUUCGUGUCGUCAUACGUCGGCGUUAUCUUGCACAAACUUUUGAAGAAUGAUCACCCCAACACUACGUUUGAAUUAGGUACAGUGAGUCUAUUGGGAGCAAUUUUUGCUGGGCUUCUUCCAUUCCUUGUCAUGGGUGCGUAUCUUGUCAUCAAUUUAUUUGUUUGGGCGAAGGAAUCAUCCAACGCUUUGCCGUUCGGUACCAUCGUACUCCUCAUUUUGAUGUUUGCUCUCAUACAAAUACCUUUGGGAAUUGUGGGAGCCUACUAUGGUAACAAGUUCAAGUUCCUGAACAAGUCCUGUUUCAUCAACUCAUAUGUCCCAGCCGAAAAAGGCGGUAAGAAAUCAAGCUCAAAACGCCAGCAAUUUCUCGGACCAGCAGUCAGCACUUUCGCUUUCGGACUCAUUCCAUUCGGAAUUGUUUAUGUGGAUCUUCUCUUCAUCUUCAAUUCCGUUUGGCUUGAGAAAACUACAUUCUACUACAUGUAUGGGUUCUUGCUACUUACCACAGUGCUUUUGCUUAUCGUGAUUGCAGAGUCAUCAAUUGUGGCUACCUAUAUCACUUUGACUGCUUUCAAAAACCCCAAUUGGCAAUGGCUUUGUUUCCAAGUGGGCUCUAGCAUUGGAUGGUACAUUUACGGGUACACCACAUACUAUUUCGUUCGCUAUCUUCAAAUGAGUGAUAUCGUGAGCGUGCUUAUCUAUUUCGCCUAUAUGGCGAUGGUGUCGGCGGCUGUCGGCGUGGCUGGAGGAGCCGUGGGUGUUGUCACGGCAACAGUAUUUAUCAGAAAGAUCUACGGAGCAAUCAAGGUGGAUUAG
Molecule: messenger RNA, 3723 nt
Organism: Candidozyma duobushaemuli
Lineage: Eukaryota; Fungi; Ascomycota; Pichiomycetes; Serinales; Metschnikowiaceae
Gene: CDC27
Product: anaphase promoting complex subunit
Exons: 4
Coding region: 1-3723 (1240 amino acids)
Biological process (GO): protein localization to membrane; vacuolar transport
Cellular component (GO): membrane; Golgi apparatus
Molecular function (GO): protein binding
Source: RefSeq, a predicted model, not a curated record